CAGUGUUGUCUCCACGUGAGGGCGGUGGGAGAAGACUCCAGGCCUUACUUUUAACUUGCUGAUUGGGAAAGUUACACAAGCCUGCUCCACCCAUAUCCACCUCCUAUAUCAGCAGCUGAGCUCCUCCACAGACACAUCCAGACAUGGAGAUGAGGAGAAGACUUCUGCUGGGGCUGCUCUCUGUACUGGGGAUUGCAGUGCAAGCGUCUGAUGUCUCCAGUCAGAAUAAGUUGCCUUCAUUCUGUCGCAGUUAUGAUUGUCCAAAGUACCAGCUGGUGAAACAAUAUGAUGACUUUGAACUUCGUCAGUAUGAAGAAAGUCGUUGGGUGACAACUUCACUAAAGCAGGACAUAUUUGGCAUGGGGAUUAUGAUCAGCUUCAACCGUCUGUUUAAGUAUAUCUCUGGGAACAAUGCUGAAGGGCUGAAGAUCAACAUGACAGUACCCGUGAUAACAUAUGUACCAUUAAAACAACCACCUGCUGAUAAUUCCACAAUGUCCUUCUUUGUGCCACAUGCUGUGGAGAAUCCUCCAAAACCUACAAACCCUGAAGUUUUCCUGGAUACAUAUCCUGCAGCUUCUGUAUAUGUCAAGUCUUUUGGAGGAUAUGCCCUAAACAAAGCAUAUAGUGAUCAAGCUAAAGCUCUAGCAGAGAACCUGAAGCUCCUUGGUCUGCAGUUUGAUGAUGCAUACUUCAUACGUGUUGGCUACAAUUCUCCUUUUGAACUUUCCGACCGCCACAAUGAAGUGUGGUACAUGGCAAAGUAAACUUCUUCUCUCAGCAUUGGGGACUUUAUCAUUCCUCUGAUGCUCAGCCCUGAAUGUAGUCCCCAUAUCUUGUAAUAUUUGACCAGGACAUGUGACAAAUGGCUCUUGUUAAAUUUUCCACAUUGCCUUGUAUGUUAUCAUGGAUGUGCUGUUUUUGUAGCAUUAAAAUAUUUGUCUAGUA
Bufo gargarizans (Asiatic toad) is the source of this 948-nucleotide messenger RNA. Its product is annotated as heme-binding protein 2-like. The coding region runs from base 144 to 767 and encodes 207 amino acids. Lineage: Eukaryota; Metazoa; Chordata; Amphibia; Anura; Bufonidae. Gene Ontology annotation, cellular component: cytoplasm. The transcript has 4 exons. The record is from RefSeq and is a predicted model, not a curated record.